Clarias gariepinus (North African catfish) is the source of this 1478-nucleotide messenger RNA. RefSeq names its product eukaryotic translation initiation factor 2B, subunit 1 alpha (gene eif2b1). The coding region runs from base 304 to 1212 and encodes 302 amino acids. Lineage: Eukaryota; Metazoa; Chordata; Actinopteri; Siluriformes; Clariidae. The record is from RefSeq and is a predicted model, not a curated record. Gene Ontology annotation, cellular component: eukaryotic translation initiation factor 2B complex. Gene Ontology annotation, biological process: translational initiation. Gene Ontology annotation, molecular function: guanyl-nucleotide exchange factor activity; translation initiation factor activity. The transcript has 9 exons.
UUAGUCUUAAAACGGGUGGGAAAGUAAAUACCGUGUCCGGUGGGUAUUCUCAAGACCAACGGAUCUUUUAAGAAGUCUCGCGGUGAGAAGAAACAAACAAAACGCGUUGAGCUGCAUCACAGAUCAGUAACGUAUAAUUCGGUCAUUUUGGUGUAGCGGAUAUCGGUGUGUUAAUAUCUGUUUUGGUUUACCGUCCGUCAUCCAUUGCAUCAGCGACAACGUGCUGGAGAAAUCCAGAGCGCAGAGUCAGAGAAUAUACUGAGCUGAACUCUCACACACACACACACACACACACACUGCAGAAUGGAUGAAGGAGAGCUGGUGGAGUACUUCAGGACUCAGAUGAGCCAGGAUCCAGAUGUGGCCUCUGCAGUAGCAGCUAUUCGCUCUCUCCUGGAGUUCCUGAAGAGGGAUCGGAGUGAGACCAUCCUGGGCCUACGAGAGAACUUGACCAAAGCUAUCGGCAGGCUGCAGGAGGCAGAUUCGUCUGUGGCUGUGUCCUCGGGAGGAGAACUCUUCCUUCGGUUUAUCAGCCUCACGUAUCUGGAGCAUUCAGAUCUCUCCCAGUGCAAGAACAUGAUGGUGGACAGAGGGGAACUUUUCCUGAAGAAGAUUUCCUUGUCCCGAGACAAAGUGGCCAAACUCUGCCAUACGUUUAUUAAAGAUGGGGCUAAAAUCCUCACCCACUCUUCAUCGCGAGUUGUGCUGAAAGUUUUGGAGAGUGCAGUGGCUGACAAGAAACGUUUUACUGUCUACGUCACAGAGUCGCAGCCCGAUUCUUCUGGUCAACACAUGGCGGAACAGCUGCGAAGACUCAACAUCCCAGUCACAAUAGUGCUUGAUGCUGCAGUCGGAUACAUCAUGGAGAAGGUAGACCUGGUCAUUGUCGGUGCUGAGGGCGUGGUUGAAAGUGGAGGGAUUAUAAAUAAGAUCGGCACCUACCAGAUGGCGGUGUGCUCCAAAGCGCACAACAAGCCGUUUUACGUCGUGGCAGAGAGUUUCAAGUUUGUGCGCCUCUACCCGCUCAACCAGCAAGACGUCCCUGAGAGGUUCAAGUAUAAGGCGCAUACGCUGAAAACCGCAAAGGAUUUUAACCAGGAGCAUCCGAUAAUCGACUACACACCUCCGUCACUCAUCACCCUACUUUUUACCGACCUAGGGGUGUUAACACCCUCGGCGGUCAGUGACGAGCUCAUCAAGCUGUAUUUGUGAUGCUCUCGCCCUAAGGGCUAUUUCAGAGACACACAGUCAUAUCAAGAUCCUCCUGACCUUGAUGCAAAUCCACGAUGGCCAUCUUUGUUUCAUUCAAAUGUCCUUCAUUUUAAAUAUUCAGGUCGGUCCAGAAUCCAUGUACCAGAUAUACAGAUGAAAACUUUUUUUUUUAUGUGUGUAGAAGAAACUUGAAACAUGGCAGAUAUCAUGGACACUGUGCAUCUUUCCUACUUAUAAAAAUAAUAAAAAAUAAUGACGAUAUUUUA